AAAAUACUUUCAGUCAUUAUUUCCUCCUCUGUCCGCUGAUUUGCAUUACUGAAAAUGUUGUAUUACAGGUCCACUUUUUUUAUUUGUUGCUGUGAGCUAAUGGAAGCAUGUCAGUAGCCGGCUGCUGACCAAAGGUUUUCCUCUUGCCUCAUUCUCUUGUGUUGCUGUGUGCACUUUGUGUCAGCUGGCUUGUAGAUCGACAGGGACAUUUCUGUGUCAAUGCUACAGGAUCCCUAUAACCCAAAGAAACAUCCUCCAUGUUUCCACAGUGAAAAAUGGACAAAGUUUUGGGACUGCUUCUGCUCCUGGUGCUGCUUCUCUGCCAUAAAGGCAACACACAGUUACAAACCUCGUGUCCGUACAACUGCCAGUGUUUCAAUUCAGUCCAAAUUCUGUGUGCAGAAGAACGGAUGUCUUCUUUACCGAAGAACAUGUCCAGGCAAGUUAAGGAGUUUAUCUUGAUCAGAUCAACCGUAUCGUACCUGUUCGCCCGAACUUUAGAGGAGAGCCCCCAACUCACCAAACUCAUCUUCCUCAGUAAUGCCCUGCGGAGUAUUCACUCUCAGGCUUUCGAGCAUUUGACUGAGCUGCAGGAGCUGGAGAUCAGUGGGAACCCCUGGCUGGAGUAUUUAUAUCUGGGGACUUUUUCCAAGCAGGGAAUCCUGACUAAACUGAUGCUCAACUUCAACAUAUUCAAGACCGUGCUCCCUGGCAUGUUCGACUCUCUUAAAAACCUAGAAACUCUGCAGAUGAAGGGCAACGUCAUAUCAAAUCUGCCUUCUUUCCUUCUGCUGAACCUCCACAAUCUACGGGUCUUGGAUUUGUCCCAAAAUAAGAUUCAAGACGUGAAAAGGGAAACUUUUUCUGGCCCAGCGAAACUGGAGAUCCUGAAACUGAACAACAACCUCAUCAGCAAUCUUACAACUGACUUGUUCUACAAUAUUUCAAAGCUGAAAGAGCUUCACUUGGAAGGGAAUAACAUAUCAGAACUUGCUGAUGAUACCUUCUCCAUGUUAACCAACCUGAAGGUCCUGAACCUCCGAGGGAACCUUCUCACGGCCUUCAGCGGUAAAUUGUUUGGAUUCAAUGCCCAAAAUUUAAAGGAACUGAAUCUUAAAGGCAACAGAUUGACCACCGUGUCCUCUCUAAGCAGUUUGACUUCUCUUACUGAUUUAAUCUUGUCCUCAAACCAGCUCUCCGACCUUCCUGGGGACACUUUUGGAAACGUUACAGCGCUGGAGAAUCUAGACCUGUCUGAAAACCAGCUCACCCUGCUACCAGAAACAGUCUUUAAUGGUCUAUUCGGCAUCAAAGCGAUCCACCUCCACAAGAACAACCUGAGCAGGGUGGACCCCAAUCUGUUUGAGGACCAGUUGCUGAUUCAGCAGCUCUACCUGUCUGACAACCAGCUGGAAUCUCUUCCACUGGGCCUGUUGGACCCUUUUGUCAUCCAGCACACGGUGAGACUGCACAGGAACCCUUGGAAGUGUGACUGCCACAUGUGGUAUCUGCACGACUGGGUGCUGAGAAAUGGCCGAGACGUAGAGAUGCUCGACAGGAUGCUCUGUGCUAGCCCUGGCUUUUUAAGAAGACGGGCAGUCGUGUCCAUCGACAAGGACCAGUUGGUGUGUGAGGUGUCUAGAGAUGCUAUGCCUGAUCUUAGUAGAUGUAGAGUACAAGAGUCCGGGGACACUGUGAUUGUCAAUUGCAAAGUGGAUAAGUGCUCUCCACUUACAGUAAGGAUGCAGUUUCAGGAGGAUGACGGAAGCAUAACAGAGCAUUAUUUGAAAAAUGAGUCAAGGUGUAGCAAUAGCACGGUGAUUGAUAUUGAUAUAUAUUAGUUUUUCCUCGUUAUCAGACUUUGUUUUCCGUGCAAAUACAUGCAUCUGAGUCAUAUUAAAUGUUCUGACUGUCAGAGUCAAUACUGUAAACAAACCUGUAGCGCAACAGCUGAUAACCAGCUAACAUGCAUGCUGCUGGGCGAUAAUAGAGGUGGAUGAACCCUCUUUUUGGGAUGUUUAAAGUUCAACCAAUUGCAUUUUAAGAUUACAUCUGAAAGGAACUGUGAGCAUAAGGUGUUGAAUUUCCAGUAGAGAUGCUUCUGACCCGCUAGUUUUAGUCUCUGUAAUGUCCAACUGACAUUAAUGCAAGGCAACGUGAUUGCGGCUGUCGGCCGCCGUACUCUCCCGUGUCAAAGUGAAUUAUCAUUGGAAAAACAUGUUGACAAAUGACUGUGUUAUCACAGAAUCAGAUAUGAUGCAUUUUGCAAUUUUCAAGAGGUCUUGAAAGAACUGCUUGUGGAAAACAAAAUAAAACAUUUAAAAAUC
Messenger RNA from Eleginops maclovinus (Patagonian blennie), 2327 nucleotides. Its product is annotated as carboxypeptidase N subunit 2. Bases 276 to 1841 code for a protein of 521 amino acids. NCBI's taxonomy places the organism in Eukaryota, Metazoa, Chordata, Actinopteri, Perciformes, Eleginopidae. Gene Ontology annotation, molecular function: protein binding. The record is from RefSeq and is a predicted model, not a curated record. The transcript has 2 exons.